Messenger RNA from Pistacia vera, 1514 nucleotides. Its product is annotated as syntaxin-121. The record is from RefSeq and is a predicted model, not a curated record. Lineage: Eukaryota; Viridiplantae; Streptophyta; Magnoliopsida; Sapindales; Anacardiaceae. Gene Ontology annotation, biological process: exocytosis; intracellular protein transport; vesicle fusion. Gene Ontology annotation, cellular component: endomembrane system; plasma membrane; SNARE complex. Gene Ontology annotation, molecular function: SNAP receptor activity; SNARE binding.
UAUAACUUAAAAUAGUAAGGACGUAGUAGUAGUUGAACCAAGUCGCCAUUUGACCUUUCUCCGCCUCCCCAUUCUCACUUUCCCACAAAAAAAACUACUUAAUCCACUCUUCUCCUUCCUCCUCCCAAUCCCAUUUCUCUCCAUCACCUCAUUAUCUACUCACAAUAAUUCUUGCUUGAUUUGCUCUGCUGAAGUUCAUCCAAUCGUUUUUGCUAAAAAGGAAAUUUUAAUUUGUUUGAUUUUGAAUUAUAAUUGACUGGUUAUUCAAGUCAGAAUUUUCAAGAUGAACGAUCUCUUUUCCGGUUCUUUCUCUCGCUUUCGAAACGAGAGCGCGUCGCCUGAUAACCGCCACCACUCCGUCCAAAUGUCGGAGACGCCGUCCACCGGCGGCGUCAAUCUCGACAAGUUCUUUGAGGACGUCGAGUCCGUCAAAGACGAGCUGAAAGAGCUCGAUCGUCUCUACACGAAUCUCCAAUCCUCUCACGAACAGAGCAAGACUCUUCACAACGCCAAAGCCGUCAAAGACUUGCGUUCUCGGAUGGACGCUGACGUCAGCUCCGCCUUGAAGAAGGCGAAGUUGAUCAAGGUCCGAUUGGAGGCUCUGGAUCGGUCCAACGCCGCCAACCGGAGCCUGCCAGGAUGCGGACCGGGAUCGUCGUCGGAUAGGACGAGGACGUCGCUGGUCAACGGGUUGAGAAAGAAGUUGCAGGACUCGAUGGAGAGUUUUAAUGAGCUAAGACAGAAGAUUUCCGGCGAGUACAGAGACACCGUACAGAGACGGUACUUUACGGUCACCGGAGAGAAUCCUGAUGAAAAGGUUUUGGACCGUCUGAUCUCAACAGGAGAGAGUGAAACAUUCUUGCAAAAGGCAAUUCAAGAGCAAGGCAGAGGCAGAAUUUUGGACACUAUAAAUGAGAUUCAGAGGCAUGAUGCUGUGAAAGACAUGGAAAAUCUGCAGGAGCUGCACCAGGUGUUUUUAGACAUGGCUGUGUUGGUGCCUCAAGGAGAACAAUUAGACGACAUCGAAAGCCACGUGGCGAGAGCUAACUCGUUCGUUCGUGGCGGUACGAGCGACUGCAGACUGCUAGAAAUUCCAGAAAAUAGCCGGAAAUGGACUUGUUAUGCCAUAGCUCUUGCUGGUAACAUCUUGUUCGUUGUGUUGUUCACUGUGAAGCCAUGGGAAAAGAAUAAUAACACUGCCGCUGGUACUCCGUCGCUCCGGUUCAGCUCUCACCGCCAACGCCUGCUAACCGGUAGAUGGAUAUGUUUCAUGGCUUUGUUUGUAGAUCAAACCAUAUGAGAUUAUACCGUAGCUUCGAAUUUUUUUUUUUUUUUUUUUAUUGAUUUAAUUUUUUUGAGACAUUUGCAGUUGGGGUUAGUGAAUUUUGCUUUGGCUGAAUGUAGAUUCUUUAUUGUAUCUAUUAUAUUAUUUUUGGUUUAGCUUUAUAGUGGAUGUUGUUUAUUGCAAAUAUAUGCACCUAACUUAUACUAAAGUGUUUGAACUUUUUGGAUCA